AUAGCCAUCAGCUCUACCUUCCCUGUCUCCACCUUCUCCCCUUCCAUUAGCUCCAGCUCCUCCACCAGCUCUGUUUCCAGCCCUUUCACUGCAGUCAUCCCUGCAAUCUUCAGCUCCUCCUUCUCAUCCUUAGCCAUCAGCUCUACCUUACCUGUUUCCACCUUCUCCCCUUCCAUUAGCUCUAGCUCCUCCGCCAGCUCUGUUUCCAGCCCUUCCACUGCAGUCAUCCCUGCAAUCUUCAGCUCCUCCUCCUCCUCCUUAGCCAUCAGCUCUAUCUUUCCUGUCUCAACCUCCUCAUCUUCCAUUAGCUCCAGCUCCUCCACCGGCUCUGUUCCCAGCCCUUCCACUGCAGUCAUCCCUGCAAUAUUCAGCUCCUCCUCCUCCUCCUUAGCCAUCAGCUCUAUCUUUCCUGUCUUAACCUCCUCAUCUUCCAUUAGCUCCAGCUCCUCCAUCGGCUCUGUUCCCUGCCCUUCCACUGCAGUCAUCCCUGCAAUCUUCAGCUCCUCCUUCUCAUCCUUAGCCAUCAGCUCUAUCUUUCCUGUCUUCACCUUCUCCCCUUCCAUUAGCUCCAGCUCCACCACCGGCUCUGUUCCCUGCCCUUCCACUGCAGUCAUCUCUCCGUCAGCUCUGUCUUUCCUGUCUCCACCUCCUCAUCUUUCAUUAGCUCCUCCACCACUGCCUCUGUUUCCAGCCAUUCCUCUGUAUUAA
Messenger RNA from Lytechinus pictus (painted urchin), 708 nucleotides. RefSeq lists its product as uncharacterized. The record is from RefSeq and is a predicted model, not a curated record. The annotation marks the transcript as partial. Lineage: Eukaryota; Metazoa; Echinodermata; Echinoidea; Temnopleuroida; Toxopneustidae. The transcript is spliced from 2 exons.